Molecule: messenger RNA, 915 nt
Organism: Brassicogethes aeneus
Lineage: Eukaryota; Metazoa; Arthropoda; Insecta; Coleoptera; Nitidulidae
Source: the annotation of a GenBank genome assembly
AGUUAACCGCUCACUGUCACAAGUCUAACCUUACAAUUCUACGUUUCAAAAAAUCUAUUCUGCUUUGUUUAUAAAACUUUCUGCUAAACAGAUUGUAUUAUUUAAAAAUUUAUUGGAAUGAAGAAUGGGAGACCGUACAGAAAAUCUUUCCAGUGUUAGCAAUAAUGAUCAGGAAUCUGUGUGUAGCAAAGUGGCUUCAGAGGAUGGAACUACAACUAUUUCAGAGGAUCAAGUAUCUGAAAACAGUAUGAUAUACAGGAUUACUAAUAUGGCACAAAAUAUGUCGAUUAUGGAGGACAAUCGAACCUUGGAUUCUGAAAGUUCAAACUUUCGUAUGCCAAUUGUAGGGUAUGAAAUAAUGGAAGAAAGGCCUAAAUUUACUGUUUACAAAAUUAAAGUAGAAAAUGUUGAUACAGGUGGUUUUUGGUAUGUGUUUCGAAGAUAUACAGACUUUGUAAGAUUGUGUAACAAAUUAAAAAACUCAUAUCCAAAUGUAGUGCAAUAUCUUCCAAGAAAAAGAUGGUUUAAAAACAACUAUGACUCCCUUUUCCUGGAUGAAAGGGUAAAUGAUUUGCAAACGUUAGUUAAUGCAAUCCUAAAUAUACCAGACUUGCUGACUUCCCAGGAUGUACAAGAUUUUUUUUGCCUUAAUGAAGCUCCAGUUUAUGCAGAUACUAAUGAUGAGUCAAGAAUAGUUUUGGAAGCCUUGGAAGAAACAAUUAAUGACUUGAAACAGCAAAUCAUGGAAAAGGACUCUGCAAUUGAUGCAUUACAAGAUAACUUACAUUCGACAGUAUUAGAAAAUGAACACCUCAAAAAAAUUAUUAGGAAUUCUACAAUGAAAUGCCAAAAAUGUCAGAAAGAUUAUGAGAACUUAACAAAACUCCUUCAGUGAUACUCUGCCUUAUUGAUAUU